Molecule: messenger RNA, 747 nt
Organism: Aspergillus costaricaensis CBS 115574
Lineage: Eukaryota; Fungi; Ascomycota; Eurotiomycetes; Eurotiales; Aspergillaceae
Exons: 4
Coding region: 64-747 (227 amino acids)
Source: RefSeq, a predicted model, not a curated record
CACCCCUCGACAACCUGCAAGGGCAGUGAAUCACCUCCCCCGAAGCCUGGACUUUGACCCAUCAUGAUAAUCCCCUCCAACAUCAUUUGGUUCGAUGACGAUGAUUGGCUGGGCUUAGAACUUUCUUUCCCGGGGGGUACCCGUAGGAAAAUCACGACGAAAAUUAGGGAGUGCGAAGACCUCUAUUCACAACAAGACCAUGAAGAGGGUGGGAUUGUUUCCGAGGAUCGUGCGGUUUUUGUUGCGUCAAAAGUUGCCGGGCAAGCUCCGCCAACCGCAGUACUUAAGAUCCAUAUGCAGGUACCAUGGUGGGGAAGUGCCACUAAGAAGCCGUCUAUCCGUGCCCAACAGGCAGUUUCGGAGCCCUCAACAAGGGGCGAAAACGAAGUUGAAGCGCUACGUCUCCUAACAAAAGCAGGAUGCUCCAGCACCCCAGCUCUAAUUGAUUGGAUGAAUCGCGAACAGACUCAAGAUCAAUGGAUCCCUGGUGGUUACAUACAUUUUAUUGUCAUGGAGAUGGUACCGGGUGUCGAUGUAUGCUCUGUUAUUGAUGAUAUGGAUAGAGGUGAGCGGGAUGAGCUGAGGGCAGCCUUCAAGAAAUCAUGGUUGUGGGGAAUGCAAUUCUCAUGGAAUAACAAAUCUCGACCGUGGAGCAAAGAACCUUCGGUGGGAUGCGGCAAGGAAAAAGUGGUAUGGUACCCGGCACUUCGGGACAAUACUGACUUCGCGGAUAUCUCAGUUAUAUAA